GGUCCGCUGCAGCCAUCACGUGUGCAAACAUAACACUUGUUCUCCGCGGCUGUCUGGGCCUCUGCCGCUGUCGGUCUCUACAUAUGGCCUUCUCCGGCGAAGGUGACAUCCAUCUUGCUGCAUAAUUACGCGCACGGCUGCGAUGUGAAGGCAGGGACUCAGUGUGCGAAAGGCACGUCCGACGAGGAGAAUACACCGUCGACGAAACGGCCGUUCACAAUGCAAAGAAGGCUGCUGUCCUAUCCGAGGCAUCUCGACCGAGCAAAUCGCCUGCGCGUACAUAUAUCUUUUACGCAUCGGGGCUGGUACCGUUCUCUUCUGCUCGCCAUGCCUCCACUCGCCAGUAUCCUGCAAGACCACUGGGUGCUCCUCUUGAGCGCCGCCUUUGCCGCUUUCGUCUGCAACAGGCUGUUCACACCACCCGCCGAACUAGCGCACCUUCCUCGCGUCCCUGUCCUGCCCCUUCUCUGGAGCUACUUCACGGGCGAGGUCGAAGAUAAGCGCAUCAAGCGCUUGCUCAUGCCCUUUGCCGAACGCGGAGAGGGUGUUGUGCUCGUCUACGCCCUCGGACGCUGGAUAGUGCACGUGCUCGACGAGAAGAUCGCAAGGGACAUCUCCGCGGACAUCACGACGUGGCCCAAGGAGGAGCCUCCGGAUGAUCUCCUCCUCUGGCGCCUAGUGGGCAAGACCAAUGUCAUCCUGUCGAACGGAUCCAACUGGCAGCGCCACUCGCGUGUGGUUAAGUCUGCACUUCAGCGCAAUCUUCCCAUCAAGGACUUCGUGACCUUGGCCCACCGCCUGUUCCGCGUCAUGAAGGAUGGCGGCAAGCUGCGGUGGGACGAUCUCGCUAUGAGAUUCACGCUGGACGCGGUCGGAUCUACGACUUUCGGCUGGGACUUCAACAGCAUCGAGGACACGAGCACACCCUUCGUCACGGAAUACAGCCAUGUCAUGGACAGCAUCGCGAAUCCUCUCUACAUCGUCUUCCCCAAGCUCGAGACGCUGCUCCCCCGGAAGACCAUCAUCACCAAGAUCGACGCGCUCAUCGCCAAGUUCACCAGCAUACUCGACGAGAAGAAGGAGAACAAGGGGAACGACAUGCUCACGUAUAUGCUCGAGGACCCCGAGAUGAGCGACACGGAAUUCCGGGACAACAUGGUCGUCUUCUUCAUCGCAGGUCAUGACACCACCGCGGGCGCGAUGUCCAGCCUCGUCUACUACUUCGCCAAGCACCCCGAGCUGCAGGCGCGCGCGCGUGCCGAGGUGCGCGCCGCGCUCGGCGACGCGGAACCCACCAUCGACAACAUGCGCGCGACGCCGUUCGUGCAGGCGUGCAUCCGCGAGGCGCUGCGCGUGAAUACGCCGAUCGUCUACAUGGUCCCCCGCGCGAGCGCGCGGCCCGCCGAGCUGGUGAGCGCGCUCGGGAAGCGCUACGUGCUCCCCGCGCACACGUCCGUCAUCCUCAACAUCUGCGCGAUGCACUACAAUCCGUCUUACUGGCCGAACCCAGCAUCCUUCGACCCCGACCGCUUCAUGAACAAGAACGACAAGGAGGUCGCCAGCGUGGAUGCGAGUCUCUGGAUGCCCUUCGCCCUCGGCCCGCGCCAGUGCCCCGCGCGCAACUUCGCGCUGUACGAGAUGCGCACCCUCCUGUGCAUGCUCGUGCGCGAGUGGGAGUGGGCGCUGCCGGCGGACAGCGCGCACGCGGGCGGGCUCCAGAACGGGUUCUCGCCGUUCGCGCUGAGUCUGCCGAAGGACAUGGAUGUGGUGUUUAGGAGGAGGGAUAAAGGGGAGGGGGAGGCGUAGAGGGGGGUAAGGAGUACUCAUAGAGGGGGAUGGGGAGGAGUGGGGGAGUGGGGAGGUGGAGGAGAGAGCAGGAGUGGUGAAGAGGGAACGGGAGGAUAAAUUGGCUGAAGGAGGGUAGACAUGCGGAGGUG
Molecule: messenger RNA, 1937 nt
Organism: Schizophyllum commune H4-8
Lineage: Eukaryota; Fungi; Basidiomycota; Agaricomycetes; Agaricales; Schizophyllaceae
Product: cytochrome P450
Exons: 13
Coding region: 328-1806 (492 amino acids)
Molecular function (GO): oxidoreductase activity, acting on paired donors, with incorporation or reduction of molecular oxygen; iron ion binding; monooxygenase activity
Source: RefSeq, a predicted model, not a curated record